AUGGCGGCCCUCGACAUCCGCUCGCUGCUCCAGACAGACCAGCCACUGGACCCCGAGACUGAAGCAUUUCGACAAUACAAGAGAGCCUGCCAGCUGCACCCGGGGGAUAUCCCACACAGGAACGAAGAUGAGACCGUCCUGGCAUACUACGGCAAAGCCUCGGUGCACGCCUUUGCCCGCGUGGCAGAGUUUAUCGCGCUGCUCACGGACGAGCAGAACCUGCAGUCGACGGGCUACAACCUGGUGGAUCAGGCGCUGUGCGAAAGAAAGCAGGGAAUGGGCAUCCUCGAGGUAGCAACGAAGCAGCGCAAAACACUCAGGCAAAUCAGCGAAACCGUGCUCAAGGCCCAGCGGGAGAUACGAGACAUUCUGGUGCAAGCCGAGGAACACGCUCACCCCGAACCCACGCGGCAGCCCGUGGCCCCAGAUUCCUGCUCCAGGUCGUCCGUCUCCAUCUCCACAGGCGUCUCGGGGUUCUCGACGGGGCCGUUUUCCGCGGCCGCAUCACAGUCGUCCGUCGGGACGUCUCUCGCCCGCGGGGACACGACACGCAGCGAACACGCCCGAAGCGACAGGCGGUCGCUCACCCCCGGCUCACCAGGGUACGAUGAUGACUACGACGGCGACGACUACGAGAUGUCGGGCAUGCACGACGGGCUCUCGAUGGACGACGAGGUUGCGCGCGCAGACAAGAUCGACAUGGAGCAGCUGAAGCACAGGGGCAAGGGCCACUACAUCUGCCCGGAAUGGCGUUCGUGCCAGAAAGGGGGCAAGAAGGAGGACGGAGGCCCGCGGUAUUUCACACGCAACUGCAUGUUCAGGUAUGGCGGAGUCCGUCACAACUCGAGGUAUCAUCGCUGA
Messenger RNA from Colletotrichum chrysophilum, 861 nucleotides. RefSeq lists its product as uncharacterized. The coding region runs from base 1 to 861 and encodes 286 amino acids. The record is from RefSeq and is a predicted model, not a curated record. NCBI's taxonomy places the organism in Eukaryota, Fungi, Ascomycota, Sordariomycetes, Glomerellales, Glomerellaceae. The transcript has 2 exons.